Messenger RNA from Cladocopium goreaui, 4488 nucleotides. The record is from the annotation of a GenBank genome assembly. Lineage: Eukaryota; Dinophyceae; Suessiales; Symbiodiniaceae.
AUGUCCCGUACGAAGACAACGGGUCCAGGCAAGGUGCAUGGUCAGGUACAUGCUUUCGUGCACAGGAGCAUUACACUGACUGGUCACGACUGGAUAGAUGAGGGCAUGCAGCUUUUCAGACACGAUACAGCAAUUUUCCCAAGGGACUACUUGGUACCAGCACCAACUGAGAAUUGGCAAGCCAUGAGAAAGAAGCUUGUGGAGCCGCCGCAGCUGUCCAACUAUUUUCGGAUGGUCCUUCAGAUGUUGGGUACGCCGAAGUUUGAGGAUGGCAGAUGGCGGGUCAAUGCAAGCAUGGAAUUGGUUCCAGUGGAGCUUUCGCUUUUCUGGAAGGGACACAGCCCUAGGCAUUUUUUGCCGCAGACUUCAGCUGCCAUUGGGUGUGACAAACAUGACAGAGACUUCUUGGGCAGGUGGUCGAUAGGGCGAGUGGGGUCCAAUGCAUACCUCCACACCUCCCGCCAGAUCACUGAGAGGAUCCAGCAGCAAGUGCGAGACUCUUUCUACGGAGCAGAGGUGGCAUAUGACGAGAGUGAAUUGCUGGACAGUGUCCGCGAGUUUGCGGAGAAGUCUGAUUUGAGCGGGCAACGGGUCCGGAGACGCCACAAGAUGCUUCCUUUGCCCAAGGCAGAGGACAUGGUCAGGUAUGGGUAUGAGGAGGAGAGUGAUGAAGAGGACCCACAACAACCGAUUGAUGGGGAACACCCCGCACCAGUCGAUGUGGAUGACGACAUGGCGUACUUUGUCACGGUCUCCAGGAGGACAGGCUUCCGGAGGCUUCAUGUCACUGGCAAAUGUCAUGUCCAUGCAGAACGAUGUCAGCAAGCAGAAACAGUUGAGUCAGCAGAAGUGCGGGAGGCAUUGCGCACUGACUUUCGUAUUGAUCCAGCAACAAGUCCAGAGACUAGAGCAGAUGUUGCCAAAGUGUUGACGGCAUGGGAGUUGUCACGUUCAAUGACAGCAAAAGAGCAAGAGCUUCAAGCAGAGACGAAAGUGUUGGGCAUGCCGCGCGUUCUUCAGCAUACUGAACGCCAGGCCAUGGUGAAAGCUGUGGAAGUCACAUUGGGUAAGCUUCAAGAUGCAGAGAUCCCUAGCAAUGAGUACCUGGCCUUGAAAGUCGAGGAGUGCGAAGCCAAUGAACCCCAGGCUCUGGGGCUCGAUGAGGUGUCUUCGCGUUCAGACACGAGCUCGUCGGCAUUGCAGACAUCGCUUGAUUCAUCUGGGCAUGUCCGGGUCACGAAAGUGAAGACCAAAGGGCGCCUCCCAGAGGACACAGAGUCACUUCGCAGGGCCUUGAAGCUGGAGGCCAUCAGCUGGCUUUGCAUGUCAGCAAAGUUUCGAAACAAGACAUGGCUCCAUGGGCUGGAGUUGCAGCACUGGACAAAGUACACGGAGUAUUUGCUUGGUGAAAAGGUGCUGGGGUUGAAAUUCAACGUUGAAGGCCAGACCCAUGCAGUGAAACCUCCAUGGGCAGUUAUCCUCAGCUACGAGCAAAAGAUGCGCAAAGAAGUCUUCAAGCUUGUGCAGGCUGGUACCCACACUGUUGCGGAAGGCUUGGCAGCGGUGAUAAGGGAUGCAGAAAUCAAGGAAGCGCACUUUACAGCUCCUAUUGCUUUGGGGGUUGGCUGGAACAACCAAAGGACCACGCAGCCACAGCCCAACAAGUGGCAGCGAACGAGUUACAAAGGGAAGCCUCAGCACAAAGGAGCCAAAGGUGGAAAAGGAAAAGGCAAGUCUGGCAAAGGCAACGCCAGGGAUUUCAACGGCAGCAGCUUGGAUUUUGACCUGAAUGUCCGCGAAGUGGACAUUGAGCGCUCUGAGUCUGACGACCUCAGCAGUGCACAGCUGUGGGAACAACUUUUUGCAGAGAUUCGUGAUGGCAAGUAUGAUGUGAUUAUCAUGUCACCACCAUGCGGGACUUGGUCAAGAGUCCGCUUUCAAUGGCAGCUGCAUCCAGGGCCGCGCCCACAGCGCAACAAGUCGUGGCCCUGGGGUUUUCCAUGGUUGUCAGCUGCACAACGCAAGAAAGUUGACGUGGCAAAUUAUUUUGUUUCUCAAACUAUCCAGGCUGCAUACAUUGCCUCCGCAGCAGGGACCUUCUUUCUGAUUGAACAUCCAGAGGAUUUGGGGUCAGUUAAUGGUGAAUACCCAGCAUCGAUCUGGCAACUGGAAGACAUGCGCGACCUUCAAAUUGCCACAGAAGCGACAACAUGGGCAAUUUUCCAAUGCGCCUUCGGGGCGGACACCAGCAAACCCACCAGGUUUCUUUCUACAAUACCGGGCAUCAAGUCGCGCUAUGCGAAGUGGCCGUCAUUUGAUCAAGAUGGCCGAUAUUUGGGGCCAUUGCCAGCUCGGUGCACUCACAAGCGUCAUGUCAGGCGUUUGAUUGGAAAAGACUCCCAGGGACGUUGGGUCACCGGGCCUGCUGCAGCAUAUCCACCUGGCUUGUGCAAAUAUCUUGCAACCCUUGUGGCCUCCGUCCUGCGGAAAGGGGAUCACCACAGGGUUAAAGAGGGGCUUGUUUCUCCGAGACCUGUUUCCCCUCCUGCUGAAGCGGUUACGAAGCAUGUGGCUCCUGAGUCGAAGCAGAUACAACAACAACAGAUUGAAGUUGAUGAGGAGGACAAACAGUCGCUGGCUGAACAACCGGCGGCACAGGCUGUUGGUACCAGUAAAACAGUAGAGGUGCAGCACACUGUUUCGCGUUUCAACUGGGGUAGGCCUUUGAUGGUGGAAUGGUCAGGUGAAGAGAGAGAGAUCGUUGAUGGUUUUGGACUGUGCUCACCCAAUAGGUGGGCGCCUGGUUGCAGAGGUGUUGGACAGAGCGUGCGUUCAAUGGAGCUCAAUACAAAGAUCCACGAUUUGUUGAGGAAUUUUGUCCAUGAGCAGCUGGGAGACCUUCGCCUUAUGGCUUUCAAACUGGCGACUGGGAAGUUGACGGAGUCCCCCUUUGGGGGGGACGCUCUUGACCUGUUAAGGAAGCGGUGGGCAGCUUUGCUGCCGGUCCCAGGCAGUGCUAUGGGGAGAGCAGAAGGCCAACCUUUCUUUUUGGACCUCAUGGCGCAGACUCUGAAGAUCCAGGAAGAUCCGGAUCAUGAAAUUUUGGUGGCAGACAGAGACUCCUUUUCGUCUGGCGUGCCGGUUGGGUACGAAGAGCCUAUACCACCUGCUCCUGAUGUGUUUCGUGCCCGGUUAAAACAGAGCAACCUGGACUCUUCUGAGUACAUGGAGGAGGCACGCAACUACAAGUCUGCGGUGGAGAACAAGGAAGGGCUUGAAAGCAAGUUCAGAGAGGACGAGGCGCAAGGCAUGAUGUUCCCCACGACUAUGGGAGUUUUGAAAGAGCGCUACCCGGGAAAACCUAUCCUGGUGGCGGCCAUGGGGGCAAUCAAGAAACCAGAUGGGAGCGUUAGGGACACCAUGAAGGCUUUCUUCACGGUGUCAGCAGACAUCAAGGCGGCGCACAGGCUGGUGGCUAGGCUGCUCUUGGACAGGUGGAUUUUACAACUGGUUUACGUGGACGAUCUCCACGUUGUUUGCGUGGGUGAGCAGAAGUUUGAGACUUUGUGGAUGGCAAUUGCGGCCUAUGAAGCUUUGGGCACACCUUUUGGAUACAAGAAGUUUUCUGGAGGCAUGGACGUCCAGUUUGUUGGAUACCGUGUUGACUACCGCAACAUGGAGGUUGGCAUAAGUGGAGCCCGCGGUCAAUGGCUGCUUAGUUUUCUCAGAGAGCUGAGGAGGGAUGGCUAUACAGUGCAUGUCCACAGGUUUGCAGAGUUUCUUGGGCGGCUCGGCUUCACCUGCCGCGUCCUGUUGUGGUUGAAGCCGCAUCUGGCCCCGCUUUACUCUUGGGCGUCAGCAGUUAGCAAAAGCACAGUUGCUACGGCCCCACGCCUGGUCAGGCUGGUUUGCAUGUUUCUGGAAAAGCAGUUUGAGGAGCAGAAGUUCAUGUUUUCUUGCGUGAAGCCGCAGUGGUUUUCAGUGCGGGUCACACCGCGUGAUGCUCCUUACUUGUUCAAAGAGAACGGAGACAGUGAGUGGGCUUCGGCACCAGCUGAGUUGCUUGCCGUUUUGGUGGCGCUACGGUUGUUUGGCUACCUGGAGCCCAAGACAGGUAGGACGUGCAUACGUUUGUGGAUUCAGAGCGGGACUGACAACCGUUCCAUUGACUUCUUGUCCAAAAAGAACUCCACUACCCGCUGGCCUCUCACCUUAGUCAACAUGCAGCUUUCACAUUUCUUGAUGAGGUCAGGUGUCAGGUUGAGUCUGGCGUGGAGACCGAGGGACGAGAACACCCUCGCUGACGAUUUGACGAACUCCAAGUUUGGAGGGGUUGACAUGGACAAGAGAAUUUCCUGCCUGUUUUCAGAUUUAGAUUUGAGUUUGUUGGCGAGCCUUUGGGAAGCCAGAGAAGAGUACUUAGACCGCGACUCUUGGGCGGUUUACGGAAAAGGCAAAGACAAAGGUGAAAAGACGGCAUGGGGUUAA